UACUGUUUCCUCCGCUGCCAAGGCCGCCGCACCUGCCUUGGAAGAGCCGGCUACGUCACGUGGACACCUCCGGCGAUUUUGGCAUCAUCACCGCAAUUUGUCGCAACCAAGCAGAAAUCUGCAAACACGAUGCCCUCGGAAGUUGGCAGAAGAAGCUCACCUAGUUCGCAGCAGCCAAGAAAAGCGGCUAGACAGAGUAUUUUGUCAAAUGACGUGCUGAUAUGACGCUCUGACUCAGUUUUCGGUUUCCUAUUUUCUAUUUUCACCAUGGGCAUCCGGGCGUAGAAAAUAACACAAGAGUAUUCCAUCAACCACCGGCGGUUCUUCUAGUGGCCAAGCGACACUUCCUUUUGGUCUUAUCUGGCUUGCCUUCUGCUCACAGAGUGCAGCAGAUAUGUCUGAUGGCUCCACCAAUGGUGCCCAGCUAAAGACUUCGACUUCCUCGAAGCCAACAUUCCACUUCGUUGCUGGCCUGGCCUCGGGGCUCUCUUCUGCCGUUCUCCUCCAACCCGCAGACCUCCUGAAGACUAGAAUCCAACAAGCCCGCCAAACAUCUUCCCUCCUCUCCACCGUUCGCAAAAUCCUUGCAUCGCCCCAACCAAUCCGCGGCCUCUGGCGAGGGACACUACCCUCAGCACUUCGAACGGGAUUUGGGUCCGCUCUUUACUUUUCUAGCUUAAAUGCGUUAAGGCAAGGGGUAGCAAACCGGGGGCCAAUCGUCCUACUCAACGGCGACCGAGAUGCCAAGUCCACACGCACAUCCGCGCUUCCGAAGCUCUCCCACACAGCAAACCUCGUCACCGGGGCCAUUGCGAGAACGGCGGCAGGGUUCGUCAUGAUGCCUGUCACCGUCAUAAAAGUACGCUAUGAGUCGGACUAUUACGCCUAUCGCAGCGUUUGGGGAGCCGGGCGGGAUAUUGUGCGUUCAGAGGGGUUCCGGGGUUUAUUUUACGGCUUUGGCGCGACCGCUAUCCGCGAUGCGCCGUAUGCCGGUCUGUACGUUGUGUUUUAUGAGCAAUUGAAGAAGACUCUUGAUUCCCUUGGCUUUGGUGCGUCGACGACAACCACCCCGUCCACCUCUGGAGAGCCGACUGGCAAGGAUAUCUCCAAAUCGCAGCCUGUUCCCUCAUCUAUAUCGGUGAAUUUUGUCUCCAGUGCACUGGCUGCCAGCUUGGCGACAGCUAUCACCAACCCGUUCGACGUGGUAAAGACACGAUUGCAGCUUAUGCCAAACAAGUAUCGCAAUAUGGUACAUGCCGUGCGGCUAAUGCUCCGUGAGGACGGGGUGCGGAGCCUGUUCGGAGGGUUGGGUUUGCGCAUGGGCCGCAAAGCAGUCAGUUCCGCACUUGCAUGGACUGUGUAUGAAGAACUGAUUCUAAAAGCAGAGAAGAGGUGGCCGGAUCCAGAUAACGUCGAGCAAUUAGCGUCAUGAUCGGCCUAUUUAUUGCUUCUCGUUCUACAACAUCAGCGAUUUCACGCCAUUUACUGGUAAUAUAAUUCGUUUGAAUAUAUUGCGUUUCCUGUGCAUCGAGCAUUUUUUUGGCAUAUACCCUUAUGAUCCCGUACUACCUUUUGAAAGCAAGGUUUUGGGAAAAAGGAAGGUCUUUUGGGCGGUUAUUCUCGCGAUGUUCUACAAAUUCACUGUAUCAUAUGGUUGGGAAAAAGGCACGGAUUAUGCAUUCAAGCUGGCGGUUUUGAAAUGAUGUAAAUUAAUAUUAUUAUGAUUAAGAUCCCUCGCCAUGUAUACACAGGCCCAAGCAAAAUGAACAAAGUGUUAUCAGAAGUGAUUGCGUCCCACAUAGAAUCCCUCCCUGAUCGGCACAAAGAAGAUUCAUGGAAACAUAACAAUUAACUACCCCAUGUAAAAUCAGAAUAGGACGAAUUAAAAUAUUAACAAUUAGUACGCUUCUAAACUCAGUAAUACUAACCAUACCUAUAACAAUGUGC
Messenger RNA from Blastomyces gilchristii SLH14081, 1947 nucleotides. RefSeq names its product solute carrier family 25 member 38. Lineage: Eukaryota; Fungi; Ascomycota; Eurotiomycetes; Onygenales; Ajellomycetaceae. Gene Ontology annotation, biological process: glycine import into mitochondrion. The record is from RefSeq and is a predicted model, not a curated record. Gene Ontology annotation, molecular function: glycine transmembrane transporter activity. The transcript has 2 exons. Gene Ontology annotation, cellular component: mitochondrial inner membrane; mitochondrion. Bases 395 to 1432 code for a protein of 345 amino acids.